This is a messenger RNA of Iphiclides podalirius (scarce swallowtail), 1785 nucleotides long. The record is from the annotation of a GenBank genome assembly. NCBI's taxonomy places the organism in Eukaryota, Metazoa, Arthropoda, Insecta, Lepidoptera, Papilionidae.
AUGGCGAAUGUUGCGAAUCCCUUACCUUAUUUAACUAAAAGAGAAUACGGACUUAUCCCUGAUCUUAAAUCUCAACUAUUCAACAAACGUCUUAAUGCAGCUAAAAAUUUAUAUCGUCGGGACUUGGUGUGCCAUUUCGGAUGUGUAAACGCUAUCGAGUUUUCAAGCAAUGGCGAGUUACUUGUAUCAGGGGGUGAUGACAGGAGAGUUAUGCUAUGGCAGUUUGGCCAAGCAAUACUUGAUUGUGGAAAGCCAAUACCUAUGAAAGCAGUACACCAGUCAAAUAUAUUUUGCCUUGGCAUUACAAAUGACAAUCAGAAAAUAUAUUCUGGUGGGAAUGACGACAUUGUGAUAGUGCAUGACCUAGAGAGCAAAUGCCCCUUAGAGGUACUCCAACACCAGAGAGCCGUGUGCAGCCUGAGCAUAGACCCAUUCAAUGAACGGGUAGUAACAACGGCCGGGAAUGAUGGUCGACUGCUUCUUUUUGAUACUAGGCAGUCUGUUCAUGAGUCGCUGGUGAUAUCGCGGAGUCGGAAGGCGUUCCACGGCGUCAUGUUCCACCCGCAACAGGUGGGCGUUUUGGUGUCGGCGAACGCGCGCGACGGCGUCGCCCUAUGGGACCUCCGAUCGCCAAAGCACCCGGUCCUCCGUUACGCGGGCAACCACGGAACGUGCCAGAACAGCAUGAGCGUCCGCUUCAACUCUGCGGGCACGCACGUGCUCGCCCUGCGGCGUCGCCUCGCGCCCGUCCUCUACGCGGUCCACUCGCCGGAACCCGUGGCCGAGUUCUACCACCAGGACUACUACAACUCGUGCACCAUGAAGAGCUGCUGCUUCGCGGGCAAGGGCGACCAGUUCGUGCUCUCCGGCUCGGACGACUUCAACCUGUACAUGUGGAAGGUACCAGACGGCGGCGGCGAUUACGGUGCGGUGGUGGAGCCGCCGCACAUAGUGCUCUACGGCCACAGGUCGAUCGUGAACCAGGUGCGGUACAACCCGCACUACUGCCUGGUCGCCUCCUCGGGCGUGGAGAAAAUCAUUAAGGUGUGGUCGGCCCUGGAGUAUCCGCAAAUGCGCGGCACACUCUUAGAAGAGGCCCAGGGUUCGGACAACCCACGGGAGAUCUACAGCCAUGAGGAUUAUGUGUCCCUGGUACAUCACACCGGGCAGUACAUAUCGCACAACUACGCGGAGCAGUCGACCCGCGAGGACCAGCGCAUGAUGGCGUUCUUCGACUCGCUGGUGCAGCGCGAGCUCGAGUGCCUCGCCGAGGAGACGGACUCGCUCGACGGCUCGAGCACCGGCUCGCCCAUCGCAAACGACGACAGCGACGACUCGGACCGCGCCCCGCCCGACUUCCUGCCGCUGCAGCCCAAGCGCGCGAACGCUAACGGGAACCGAAGUCAGCGAUGUCCAAACAGACUAGCACGUUUGGUUGCUUCGCGGUAUCCUAAAAACACGCGCUCACAAAAGAGAGACUCACAGAGGCGCAGCAAGCAGGCGCGCCCGUGCAAUGCGGCGGGCAAGGGCGGGGGCGGGGGGCGGCGCGGGGCUGAAGGGCAAGCGCGCGCCGGCGCGGAGGGCGCGCGGGGCGAGGCGGUCGACGCCCCGCGCCCCCGCCGCCCCCCUUCCCGCGCCCCGCGCCCGCCUCUCCGCGCCAUCGAGCGAGCGCACCGACUCGGACGAGCCCGCGCACUGCCUCUACAGGAACUCGGGCAGGAUCAUCAGACCAUUGCGAAGGCGAAUGAACCUGUCGAGGACUACAAAGAGGAAAACGAAAGUCAC